CCUCACUCCACCACCGACCUCACCGACAAAACAACGAUCACCGACAGCAACAACAACGAAAAGGGGAAUUCCUGGGGGCUACGACUAUAUAGCUCCGGAGUCAACAUUCCUCACGCACUCAUACGACCCCGCGACCCGACUCGACUAACUGUUCUUCGAUACACACGCUUUCGCUAUCCGUUUCUUUGCCUACGUCGACGGAGUAGGCCGUCGUUGGACACUCUACAAAUCAACCAGCCAUUUCUGGCCCAUAGUUAUUCCCCAUCAGAUCUACCCUCCUCGAUCGGGAGGGACGUGACGCCUUGGUCGACACUAACUAACAGACACGAUGGCGUCUGCUUCGGAUGCUGCUUCCAUCUCUGUGGCCGUCCGGGUCAGGCCGUUCACUAUCCGAGAGGCGGCGCAGCUUUCGAAAUGUGAGGAUGGUCCGCUGUUUCUGGGAGAAGGCUCGUUGGCAGGGGCUCCGACUCCUAAGCUCAACCAGAAGGGCCUCCGGUCCAUCGUCAAGGUGAUUGACGAUAGAUGCUUGGUCUUCGACCCCCCGGAAGACAACCCCGUACAGAAAUUCUCCAGAAGCGUCGUCCCCAACGGUAAACGCGUGAAAGAUCAGACGUUCGCCUUCGACCGCAUCUUCGACCAAAGUGCCUCGCAAGGCGAGGUGUACGAAUCGACCAGCCGAACCCUCCUAGACAGCGUCCUGGAUGGGUACAAUGCCACAGUCUUUGCGUACGGCGCAACCGGCUGCGGAAAGACGCACACAAUCACCGGAACAGCCCAGCAACCGGGUGUCAUCUUCCUCACCAUGCAAGAAUUGUUCGAGCGGAUCGACGAGAGGUCGGGGGAGAAGGCAACUGAAGUGACGCUCUCGUAUCUGGAAAUCUACAACGAAACCAUCCGUGAUCUAUUGGUUCCCGGAGGAAGCAAGGGCGGCUUGAUGCUGCGGGAGGACACCAACAAGUCGGUUUCGGUAGCGGGACUGUCGAGCCACCACCCACAGAACGUGCAACAGGUGAUGGACAUGAUCAUGCGAGGCAAUGAAUGCCGAACCAUGUCCCCGACGGAAGCGAAUGCCACCUCAUCCCGAUCCCAUGCCGUCCUGCAGAUCAACAUCGCCCAGAAAGACCGCAAUGCCGACGUUAACGAACCACACACAAUGGCCACGUUCAGUAUCAUCGACCUGGCAGGCAGCGAGCGGGCUAGCGCUACAAAGAACCGAGGCGAGCGUCUGUUUGAAGGCGCAAACAUCAACAAAUCUCUCCUGGCGCUCGGGAGCUGCAUCAACGCCCUCUGUGACCCCCGAAAGCGAAACCAUGUCCCCUACCGAAACUCCAAACUGACCCGCCUUCUCAAGUUCUCCCUGGGCGGCAACUGCAGGACGGUGAUGAUUGUCUGUGUCAGCCCCUCGAGCCAGCAUUUCGAUGAAACCCAAAACACGCUCCGCUACGCCAACCGAGCGAAGAAUAUCCAGACCAAGGUAACGAGGAAUGUGUUCAACGUCAACCGUCACGUGAAGGACUUCCUGGUGAAGAUCGAUGAGCAGAUGAAGUUGAUCAACGAGCUGAAGGCGCAGCAAAAGGAUGCUGAAAAGUCCGCCUUUACCAAGUUCAAGAAACAGACCGAGAAGAAGGACGCCGUGGUGCGCGAGGGAGUCUCGCGAAUCCGCAACGCUUACGAACACUCGUUGCCUGAGAGGCAAGAGAAGGCCAAUCACAUGAUCAAACUGAGACAGAUCAGCCGCCGGAUCGGCAUGCUGUCUUCGUGGAUCGCCGCCUUCGAUACCGUGUGUGAGGGGUCGGAGAAUGAAGUGCCUCUGGCGAAUCUCCAAGCAAUCCGCAGGACGGCGCAAGGGAUCCUCCUGGAGUUAGAAGGGAGCCGGCAACACUACCACCAACGACUGGCGAAGAGCAAUUGGGACCGAGGGCUGAACUCCGCAGUGGAGCAUGCCAUUCGCCAGCUGCAGGAAUUCGACAUCAGCGACAACAGCGACUAUGCCAAUUUCGAUCGCGAAGCAGAGCUCCUGCGAUCCAACGCCGACCGCGAGGCCCUGUCCGCAGUUGCCGAGCAGGACAAGGCGGGUGAAGCGGCCACCGUCCAGCUGCUGCUUCAGGCCCAAUUUGAGACCGUAUCAGCGGUGGAGAACAUCAUGGAGCUGAGCGAAGAGGAGGCGAUUCAAACGGGCAAGAAGAUUCUCACGAAGAUGCUCGAGUCGUGUUCCACCGUGGCCUCUCAGAUGGUGAAGCCGGAUGGCAGCUUGCCCGCCAUGCCACCCAUGAGUCCUAUCAAGUCCAGCCCAGUCAAACCGAAGAAGAGGACCAGCCUGGUUAGCCUACCCGCUGGAAAGACCCUGAGUGCGCCCAUCAAUUUUACCCCCGCUGAGCCCGGAUCGCCUCCCAAGUCUCCUCGGCGCCGCAGACCGACGACCGGUAGAAAGAGCGUCGCAAUCUCGCCGAAGAAGUCCCAGGUCCGGAUCAACAAACGAAGUGUUCGAUGGAAGGAUGACGAGCAGGAUGGUACCCUCACUGAGUUCCAGAGGACGCCGCAGAAGGCCGUACCGAAGGCCAUACAGGAAGUUAGUCGCGAGGAUAGCCCCGAGCCGACGCUACCGAGGGCUUCGCCUAUUCCACGGGGCAUCCCCGUGCCCACCCGUAGCUUCAGUCCUUCCGGUCGGUACUCCCCCGUUCCUGCGGGCCCCGAGACCUCCUUGAAUGUCCAGAAGAACAACAGAUUCAAGGCCGGGUUCUUGUCCAAGAAGAACGGCAGCUCCCCGCUGGGGCCACCUCCUUCCGCCAGCCUGCCUCUCACUGACGGUGAUGGCUCCCCUCUCCGCGACAUCGAGAACAGCAGUUUCUUGAACCGCGUCUACGCCGAACGUCCCUCCAAGAUGCCGGUGCGGACCUCCAGCGGAAGCUACUCGAACAGUCCGGUAUCGGAGGCCAAAGAGACCUGGACCGCCAACAAGGACGAUGCUCAGAGAAUCAGCUCCGCCAUGAGACGGAUCUCCAGUGGUAAUUUCGGUCCCGGGCCGUCAAUGAAUGCGCUCCGUGUUCAACGUCGACGGAGCCCUGGGUCUGCCACCUACGGCAGUUCUCCGCCCGAGAACCUGAUGUUCACGUCCCAAGCGCGACGCUUGGCCAAGAACGAAAAGGAGGCAGAAGCCAAGCCGAGGGUCUUGAGCCCUCGCGCGCUGCCUAUCAUGAAGAACACGGGUCAGCGACGGACCACGUUUGGUGGAGAACUCCGCUCUCGCGAUAUUAGCCUCACGAGCAGGGACGCCAUCCGGCUCAGUGCCAUGGCGACUCCCCAUGUCGCGCGGUCUCCAGAGAACUUUUAGCUGGCUGACCGUUUGACACACUUUAUGAUCCUUUUUCAAUUUUCUUUGCUUUGUUUUUUAUUUCACUGCGGUAAUGACAUGGGUUGUUUGGACGGUGUUCAGGGAGACAGAUACCAUUUGCUUUUCUUUUCUUUUUUUACCUCGGGUCUAGUUCUUUGAGCGAACAAGACAGGGCGGGUUUGGAUUCGGGUUCAUUCCAACGCUGUGUUUUCUAUAAAUCCCAUUCUGGGUGCCGGUUUCUGACCUUUGCAAGAUGACUUGGAAACAUGUUGCUGUAUUAUCUUCCUUCUUGUGUCGAUUGUUCAUGUGUUUUGUUAUGGACAUAGUUAUUAUUCUCGGGCCGCG
Messenger RNA from Aspergillus campestris IBT 28561, 3676 nucleotides. Its product is annotated as kinesin family protein. The record is from RefSeq and is a predicted model, not a curated record. Gene Ontology annotation, biological process: microtubule-based movement. NCBI's taxonomy places the organism in Eukaryota, Fungi, Ascomycota, Eurotiomycetes, Eurotiales, Aspergillaceae. The coding region runs from base 329 to 3331 and encodes 1000 amino acids. Gene Ontology annotation, molecular function: microtubule binding; ATP binding; microtubule motor activity. The transcript is spliced from 2 exons.